Gaeumannomyces tritici R3-111a-1 is the source of this 1533-nucleotide messenger RNA. RefSeq names its product alpha-galactosidase. Bases 1 to 1533 code for a protein of 510 amino acids. Gene Ontology annotation, molecular function: alpha-galactosidase activity. The record is from RefSeq and is a predicted model, not a curated record. Lineage: Eukaryota; Fungi; Ascomycota; Sordariomycetes; Magnaporthales; Magnaporthaceae. The transcript has 3 exons. Gene Ontology annotation, biological process: carbohydrate metabolic process.
AUGAUAGCACCAAGAUCUGCUUCCCCGGCCGCGGCCGGAGCGCUUUUCCUGCUCCUAGCCCAAUGCGCUGGGGCCAUCAACAAUGGACUCGCCUUGACGCCGCCGAUGGGAUGGAAUAACUGGAAUGCGUUUGGCUGUGACGUCUCGGAGCACCUGCUGCUGUCAACGGCUGAAAAGCUUGUCAGUCUCGGGCUGCGCGACCUGGGCUACAACUACGUGGUGUUGGACGACUGCUGGCAGGACCCCAAGGGCCGCGACGAGCACGGGAAGCUGCAGCCCGAGGCGACAAAGUUCCCGCGCGGCCUCAAGGCCAUCUCGGACGAUCUACAUGCCAUGGGCUUCAAGUACGGCAUGUACUCGAGCGCGGGAGAGAUGACGUGUGCCAGAUUUGAGGGCUCGCUCGACCACGAAAAGGACGACGCGCAGAGCUUUGCCGCGUGGGGCGUCGACAUGCUCAAGUACGACAGCUGCUACCACAUGGGCCGGAUCGGGACGCCGCAGAUCUCGUUCAACCGGUUCAAGGUCAUGUCGGACGCGCUGCGGGCGACGGGGCGCAACGUGCUGCUCAACCUGUGCAACUGGGGCGAGGACCUGGUGCACACGUGGGGCAUGUCCAUCGCCAACUCGUGGCGCGUCACGGGCGACAUCUACGACUCCUUCACGCGGCCCGACGACCUCUGCGGCUGCGACGAGAACCGGCUGUCGGACCCGUCCUGCAUCGCGCCCGGGACGCACUGCAGCGUGCUCUUCAUCCUCAACAAGGUGGCCGCCUUUGCAGACCGCAGCAUCCCGGGCGGCUGGAGCGACCUCGACAUGCUCGAGGUGGGCCAGGGCGGCAUGACGGACGACGAGUACAAGGCGCACUUUGCGCUCUGGGCCGCGCUCAAGAGCCCGCUGUUCCUGGGCAACGACGUGCGCGAAAUGUCGCCGCGCGCGCUCUCCAUCGUCAACAACCCGGCCAUCAUCGCGCUGAGCCAGGACCCGCACGGCCGGUCGCUGACGCGCGUGAGCCGCGCGACCGACGGCGUGGCCAAGGACGUCUACGGCGUGGGCGAGACGCACGUGUGGGCGGGCCACCUCGCCAACGGCGACCAGGCCGUGGUGCUGCUCAACGCCGGCGCCGAGGACCUCGAGGCCAUGUCGGUGCCGCUGUCCGAGAUCUUCACGGCCUACGGGCCGGGAGGGUCGGCGCCGCACGUGGGCUUCGACUGGGCCGUGCACGACCUGUGGGCGCACCGCAUGCCCGACGAGACGGCGGCGCGGGUGCUGGCGGCGACCUCGGCCGACGAGGGCGCGGCGGUGCUGGCGGGUGCGAACUGGUACAACGCCACCGAGAAGCCGUACGAGGUCGGGCUGCGCGAGGAGGACCCGCGCCUGUUUGGGGAGAGGGUCGGGGUCGUCGAGGCAGGCGGCGUGCUGUCGGUGCCCGUCAAGAGGCACGCGGCGGCUGUGCUGCGGCUGCGGCGCAUCGCGGAGGGACAGCAGGGGUUCAAAGCCAAGACGCUGGAUCGUGUGGCCAAGGAUGAGCUUUGA